UGCUGCACGAACGAGGGUCAAGUCCUGGAGGAAAUCUACUAUUUGUUCACAUACUAGGUGAACGUGCUCGAUCACUUAUUUCAGAUGCCUAAUCUCUGUCACCUGACUAUCAAUGUCCGCGAAUGCGGCUGGGUUGGGGACGACGAUGAAUCUAACGACGCGCUAUCUGAGCUAGAGGUUGAAGAAACCCCUCAAUCGGACGCUUUCUGGAUGUUCUUCGAAGCCAUAAUGAGCGGGAUGAGAAAUCGAAAGAGGAGCAACCUCGAUAGUGUAAAGGUCGCUCUGAAGGAUGCCUUCGUUGAGGAGAAGUGCGCCGCAUUGAAAGAUUUCAUCUCGAAAAACCAAGGUGUUUGGAAACGUGUGAAGGCCAAGGCUUGCAGGCCUUAUUGGACUUACUGUGAAGCAGACACGGCGGAUGUCAACCUGGACUACUCGGGAGAUGAGCACUGGAGCUGCACGACUGUUGUCAAGUCAAACGGUUCCUGGUGGAUUGGCAAGCCCGGUCCCGUCGAUGACUCACAAGCCCGUGAGUAAGUACAGUGCCUUGCCAUAGAUCUCCGGGCAGCGGAUAGACUUCUAAUCUGCGUACACUCUCUUGACGCUGUCUGGGGUAAUCUCGCGAGUUUAGUAGUUGUCUAAAAUGCCGAACUUCUCUCCUAUUCGGAAUGCUAAAAAUACGUUGAAGCUCCUCGUGCAGUGGUAAA
Mytilinidion resinicola is the source of this 704-nucleotide messenger RNA. RefSeq lists its product as uncharacterized. NCBI's taxonomy places the organism in Eukaryota, Fungi, Ascomycota, Dothideomycetes, Mytilinidiales, Mytilinidiaceae. The coding region runs from base 85 to 534 and encodes 149 amino acids. The transcript is spliced from 2 exons. The record is from RefSeq and is a predicted model, not a curated record.